Molecule: messenger RNA, 1431 nt
Organism: Protopterus annectens (West African lungfish)
Lineage: Eukaryota; Metazoa; Chordata; Ceratodontiformes; Protopteridae
Exons: 8
Coding region: 40-822 (260 amino acids)
Source: RefSeq, a predicted model, not a curated record
UAAAAAAUUCCGUCAGGGUAUUGCAGUCCUGCUUCAAGAAUGGCUGCUGUAAGCCAGUCGGAACCCCUGUGUCAGCCUUGCCUUUACCUUACGAGUUUUAAAGUGACUGUGAACAUAAGGAAACCCCUAAAACCAGUUCAUCUCAGCAGAAAAGAUGUGGCUUUGGAAAUCCUGUCUCUCUGUUGCCAGCUGGAUGUGCUUAUUAGAGCUGAAGUUAGCCUAUUACAGGAACAGCUGAAACAAGAUAUCAGUCCAGUGGAGUCAGAAACUUUUCAUACCCGAGGGAAAGAAAUUGUAGAACGAAUGAAGACUUCUCUGGGAUAUCUGCCUGAACCCAUUCCCGAGUUAGAGGAUUAUUUUGAUGCUGAAGGUCUGUCGGCAUUAUUUCCAAGAGUUGAAAUAUUUAUUAUACAUGGAAGACCAGUGGAUAUGCUAGAAAACCCUGCAAUGGAUGAGUACUUCAGCUAUGUUUCCAAACUAAACCAGCUUGUCGUUUUGAGCCAGCAGUUAGAAGAUGAUGUGCAACAUUUAGGGAGCCACAAAUAUAUAGCCCAUCAGCUGUCAAUCCUGUAUCAAGUUUUAAAACAGUUCACCUGGUAUCUGCCAUUUAACAUCCUUAAAAGAGAUAUUGAGGCCAACUUCAAAGCCCUGAAAGCAACAUUGGUGAAAGUUGAUGGAUGUAAACAAGAACCUCUUCUGCCUUCACACUUUGUUAGCUGGAUUCUUAACCUGAGUCACAGUAUCAUUCAGAUUGUUUCCUCGCUACCAGGUGAAUUGUCUGAAGAACUCAUGCCAGCAGUUUCCUUUUGUGCAAGCUUGUAAUGCAAGAUACAAUGCCUAACAAAGAGAUAAAAACACUGUUCAUCUGGGACUUUGUCUUCUGUCAUGAUUUCUGUUGUGCCUCUAAACUUUAAGAAAAGGAUUGGACCUUGAGUGACUUGUAUUGUGUAAUACUACAUUAUUUUGUUUUUUUAAAAAACAAGUAUAAAGAAAUUCUUCCUUUGAAAUAGUAAGCCCAGUCAAUGCUACUGUAUCAGAUCCAUUCAUUUGUCCUGUAAGUUUUGAGAGCUUGAAGGAUAACCCUACAUUUUUAUGAUAGACGUGAAAUAUGUAUAUUUAAUAUGUUCAAUAUUUAUUGUAUUUAUUAAUUUUAUUUAUGUACUGAAAUAUUUGUCUGAUUGCAUUCACUUGUCCUCCAUUCCAUGUACUCUAGAAUAUAACAUAUUGCUUAAUGUUCUGUUAGGUUUCUAUGUUAAUUUUACUGUUUUACAUCCAGAAGUACUAAUCUGAUCCUCAUAAGCUGUACUUGCCUAAUGAUUAGCUGUCAGCUGAUACUGAGCAUCUUCCCUCUCUGUUUUUACAUCAGGUCAGGGUAGAAAUAAUAAAUUGUAAUACAGUAAUAAACAUUGAUAUACCAGUUUUUAUUAUUGA